AUGUCGCAACAUAAAACCAUACCAUCAAACUCGUCUUAUCAUUCCUCAUCGGACGCAGGACCAUCUACUCAUCAUGUUCAGUCCCCUCCAACCCCAUUAUCCCCUUCACAUUCGAUUCGACAGCCUACCCAUGUACAAGCAAUUCAUGAUUUCGAUCCUUCUCUCCUGGCUUCUACAUCAUCCAAUAGUUCCAACAUGUAUCUCAGCUUUAAAUCAGGGGAGAUAAUCAGAGUACAUGUGAGAGACGCCACAGGCUGGUGGGAUGGGGAGAUAAGCCUAAGAAGAGGUUGGUUCCCCAGUAAUUAUGUUCGAGAGAUGGGUUGGGAUGCGUCCGCUCAUCGACGCGCCGAGUCGACUUCCACAAAUCCUACAUCAGCAGACAGCCCUACCACUUCUCGAGCAGGAAUUAGCCAUUCCAGGCAAACUUCCACAGCUUCACACUAUUCCAGAGUCUCCACAUCGACAUCAGCCUCUAACCACGUCACUUCACCAACUACUCAUCGUGAACCUGCAUCUUUCGGCGCCAACUUCCAAAUCCUCAUGCAUCCCAUCGUGCAAUCCCUCUCCUUACUGGAAUCUGCAAUUCACUCUCAUCGUAAACCCCAUAUUCAGCCUUCAACAGCUUGCGUUAUAUCCUCCAUCCGAGCUGCACUCAUGCAGACUGACUGUCUGAGCAAAGAGUCUGCCACACUGGUUACUUGGCCUGUUUUAGCUAGGGAGAGAAAGAUUGUUUUGGUUGAACUAUCUAAAUUGGUCGGAUGUGCGAAGACUGCUGGAGGAGUUGAAGAUGUAGAAGGAGUGGAUGACGCGAAAGAAUUAGAAGCAUUAGCAAGAGCCGCUCGUGGAGUAUUUGCAAGUGUCAAGCGGUUUCUACACCUUGCGAAUGAAUGCGGCGUAUCAGUGACACUUAUGGAGGCCUCUCAGGAUAUGAUCACAGAGGGUAGCGCAGCAUCCGAUGAUCAAUCUACAAUUUCCUCAUCCACAGACGAUGCUAGUCAGUCGACAAUAGGCAGAUCACGGAUCAACGUUAUGACAAAAGAAAACACUCGGCUACAAGAGACUUUCCGUGUUCGAGCGGCAAGUAUUGGUGAUCUAAGGGCAGCUAGAAGACGAGCUGGCAGUCCUCCUCCUCCACUGCCUUCUGCGACCGUCAUUACUUCUUCAAGCUCUCAAUCAGGGAGGAAACGGUCCCCAUCUGAUACCAUCACGCCUCUAUCAGCGACAUUCUCGCAAGCUUCUGAUCGCUCUUCUCCCAUUACCACAAAAUCACUUCACGAGAGACGCGUACAAGGCAGUAUGGAUAGUAUUCUCAGUGUCGCUUCUUCUGGCGAUGCACAUAUCCCCUGGGAAGAUACUACGCCGGUCCCCACACCUGAAGUAAUUGUCAAUAAUCGUCAGCUUGGGUCCGUGACUGAUGUACAUGAGGCUAUUGGCCACGCCGAGGAUGCCCUCCUUUCCAUCAUCGCUGCUUUCAUCGGACAUAUACAUUCUCACAGUAUCAAUUCGCACCCCUCGAGUCAUGCACAUCUCAUUGAAAUGACUCGUGAGACCAUCGACAGCGUCAGGGAGCUAUUGACCAUCGUUGAAGCGGUCGGAAGGAAUAUUGGUGUUCGCCAUAGACGGCCAAGGGAGAUCGAAAAUCUACGGAUAGCUAAAGAUCAAUUAUACGAAGUGGCAUCGAAGUUGGUAGAGAGUGCAGAGGUGGUGGCCAAUGCCCCUUUCUCUGAAUUUGGCGAGGAAAGCUACGACGCUGAGAAAGCUCGUCUACUUCAAGCCGCGACCGGUACACUUCGUGCUGGAACAGAAUGUGUAAGACUGGUCAAGCAAUGUUUGCCUGAAGACGACAACAUCCAUCUUCAUGCCACUCCCCGACAGAGUGAUAUAGCAGGAAGACAAUCGACUCCUCGACCCGCUCCAGCUCAUGAAGCGCCUCUUGUUAUGCGUGAGAAGCCAGUAGGUGCUCGAGGUGUACACACACUUUCUGGUCUGCAUAGAAAAGCGACCAGUCUGAGCACUUUGCAGCGACGAUACCAACAAGAUGGCACCAUGGUGCAAGCCCCUAUGGAAGAAGACGAACAUGAGGAAACAGAGGAAGAAGAAGACCAAGAGGUCGUCCAGGAUUACAACAAAGACGAAGAUCUUACCAUGCGUCCCAUGGCACAGCACAUUCUCGGUGCCCCCGUUGCUUUCCCUGUUCGGCCAACCCUACAGCACAAUCAUACCUCACCUGGCCCGUUGCCAGCAUCUCGUGGGCCUUCCAAUGACCUCCUUCGGGCUUUGGCUGGAUCAACUCCCUUGGGCCCCCGAAGUCGUUCCUCAAGUUUAACCUCUCCUGCUCCCCCCCGCAUGAAACAUCGAUCUCCAUCACGUUCAGCAGAUCUCGACAAAUACACAGCAGACUACGAUAUCCGUUUGCCACCACAACGGCGUGCCUCUCGAGGAACAAUUUCUGCUUCAUCUAGGCUUUCCACGUACACUUCAGCCAGUUCGCAGGUCUCAUCUGCCUCGACUGCGGCCACGUCUGUCCGAUCUUCCGAUCCGAUUGAAUAUGACUCCACAAUUACUCAAACACCACCUACACACGAUGUCCCGACUUUCGCAACCUUGAAAGUCGAAAUCUCGGAUACUCUACAAGAUAUCUCGCAAGCUACUGACACUCUCUCCCUGAACUCAGAGAACGCACUGAGACCAGCAACCCUCCUUCGUCCAGCAGCCCCUGUCAGAAGUGUUACUGCUCCUGCACCUUCCGCCAAUGCCGACGUUCGUUUCUGGGUCGUAGCUCACGAUUACGACCCUCAGGAGAUAACCUUCAACCCAGAUGGAGCCAUGGUCGGCGCCUCCCUCCCGGUCCUAGUGGAAAAAAUGACACCUCAUGAUGGACCAGUCGAUCCAACGUUCAAUGCCACAUUCUUCUAUACUUUUCGACUGUUUACAUCUCCCACGCAGUUGUUAGAUGCCAUCAUGCAACGAUACGACCUUCAUCCGCCGGCUGCUAUGGUUUUUGGCGAAAAGGAAAGGGCACUUUGGAUCGAGCGGAAGGUUGUACCUGUACGAUUAAGGAUAUACAAUUUCUUAAAAUCAUGGCUCGAUCAACAUUGGAGAGAUGAAACGGACGAUGUGGUUCUCGACACUUUAGAGGCCUUUGCCAAGGAUGUAGUAUCUGUGACGCUACCUGCUAUGGGUCCAAGAUUACUCGAAGCUGUCAAACGUCGUUCAAACGGCCCAAUGUCGGCUGUCUCCAAUCGGUCAAGUUUCAAUCGACCCGUGUCCAUGGAUCGAAUGAGAAGCAUCAGUCAAUCGGGAAUGUUGCACCCUCCUGUGAUCUCAGGUGGUCUUCCCCCAACUCCGGUCAUUAGCAAGAACCUACAUUCAUUACUCCAAAAAGCGAGCGCCACUGGAAGUAACGUCAAUAUCACUGAAUUCGACACACUUGAAUUGGCUCGUCAAUUCACUAUAAUGGAAAGUAAGAUGUUUUGUGCUGUUGUGCCUGAAUAUCUGCUACAAACGGGUAAAAAGACAAUACCAGAGUUGAAGGCUUUGAGUACUGUGUCGAAUCAGAUUACAGGUUGGGUGGCCGAUAGUAUCCUCAACGAAACAGAUGCUAAGAAACGAGCGAGUUUGAUCAAGUUCUUCAUCAAAUUGGCAGAUAAAUGCCUGAUGAUGAACAACUUUUCGACCAUGUUUGCUGUCUUAGCUGGAUUGAACAGUAGUACUAUUCUCAGGCUAAAAAGAACUUGGGAUGCUCUUCCAUCAAAAUACAAAACUACUAUCGAAAAACUUCGUGGCGUUAUUGAGCACACAAAGAAUCACGCUGCUUAUCGAGCGAGAUUACGAGAAGCACCUUCACCUUGUCUUCCUUUCCUCGGUCUAAUCUUAACCGACAUCACGUUCACCUCUGAUGGUAAUCCUAGUACUCGUCCAUCUGUACUCGAGCCAGAGAUUACCUUGAUCAACCAAGACAAGUUUAACAAACUUGGAAGGAUAGCAAUUGAUUUCAAGCGGUACCAAGAACCAUUCAACUUCCAUGAAUUGGAAGCUGUACAAACUUUCUUAAGACGUGUAUUGACCGAAAGAGGAAGUGGAUCAGUUGAUGCGCUGUACAGGAAAUCUCUCAUGCUGGAACCGAGACAGGGGUCUGAGAGAUUCAGCUCGAAUGUGGAAAGACCAAAUUGGUUGAGCGGGAAGAUAUAA
This is a messenger RNA of Kwoniella shivajii, 4191 nucleotides long. RefSeq lists its product as uncharacterized. Gene Ontology annotation, molecular function: guanyl-nucleotide exchange factor activity; protein binding. Gene Ontology annotation, biological process: positive regulation of GTPase activity; Ras protein signal transduction. The transcript has 10 exons. NCBI's taxonomy places the organism in Eukaryota, Fungi, Basidiomycota, Tremellomycetes, Tremellales, Cryptococcaceae. Gene Ontology annotation, cellular component: plasma membrane. Bases 1 to 4191 code for a protein of 1396 amino acids. The record is from RefSeq and is a predicted model, not a curated record.